Messenger RNA from Helicoverpa armigera (cotton bollworm), 797 nucleotides. RefSeq names its product cecropin-D-like. Bases 56 to 256 code for a protein of 66 amino acids. The record is from RefSeq and is a predicted model, not a curated record. Lineage: Eukaryota; Metazoa; Arthropoda; Insecta; Lepidoptera; Noctuidae. Gene Ontology annotation, cellular component: extracellular region. Gene Ontology annotation, biological process: antibacterial humoral response. The transcript has 2 exons.
UACAGUGUUGCGACUUUCUAUAAUAAAGGAAUAUCGGUAGAAAUACUCCAUCAUCAUGAAUUUUGGUAAAGUUUUGUUCUUCGUCUUCGCCUGUUUCCUGGCCUUGUCCACUGUGAACGCAGCUCCUGGUAACUUCUUUAAGGAUUUGGAAGGAGCAGGACAAAGGGUCCGCGACGCUAUCAUCAGCGCUGGUCCUGCUGUCGACGUUCUCACCAAAGCUAAGGGGCUAUACGACAGCUCGGAAGAAAAAGAUUAGGAUAUAAGCCAAUCAAAUCAUCAUCAUCACCUUAGUCAUAGGAGGUCCAUAUCUGUUCCGAAUGAAUGUUAAAACCACAUAUAUUAUAACCCUGGUUUUCAAAACGGCCAGUUAGAAGUAGAAAAGUAAUCUUAUAUUACCUAAGACAGAGGAUGUCCAAUAGUGAACAAAGGUUUCCAACAUUGAUAAAAAAACGACCAGGAAAGUCACCUGACUAUCACAGCAACAUCAUAUCAGCCAUAGUAGGUCCUCUUCUGACAAAAGACCAAACCAGUUAGAAGUUGAAAAGUCAUCUUAUAAAUAUCAUCAUCAUCUCAGUCGUUGGCCAUCUACUUUUGAACCCAUUUCCCUCUCCAUUGAUUUUCAAAAGGACUGCGUCUAUGUUAUUGGAUUAUUAAUAUUUUAAAUAAAAUAGAAAUUCAAAUAGGUUAGUUCAACAUAAGACAUUCACCAAAAAUAUUUUUUUGAAAAAUAUUGUGUCAAAAUAUAAAUAGUUUUUAAUUAUAAAAUAGCUAUGAAAUUAAAGUAUUCUUACAAGUAA